Eremothecium cymbalariae DBVPG#7215 is the source of this 711-nucleotide messenger RNA. It is a transcript of the gene CBC2, whose product is annotated as nuclear cap-binding protein subunit CBC2. Gene Ontology annotation, biological process: mRNA cis splicing, via spliceosome. The record is from RefSeq and is a predicted model, not a curated record. Gene Ontology annotation, cellular component: nuclear cap binding complex. Gene Ontology annotation, molecular function: RNA cap binding. The transcript has a single exon. NCBI's taxonomy places the organism in Eukaryota, Fungi, Ascomycota, Saccharomycetes, Saccharomycetales, Saccharomycetaceae. Bases 1 to 711 code for a protein of 236 amino acids.
AUGUCACUAGCAGAAUUUGAUGAGUUGAGAUGGGAUCAUUCUUGUGAUCGACUAGAUGUGCCAUCGAACUAUUUGAAACGCAAAGCGAGGAAAACGCCUUCUGGGCUUGAAGAACUUCGUAAAUCUAUGGUUUCGGCAACGAUAUAUGUCGGUAAUCUUUCUUUCUAUACAUCUGAAGAACAGCUAUAUGAACUCUUUAACAAGUGCGGAACUAUUGAGAGGAUUAUUAUGGGUUUGGAUCGUUUUAAGUUUACUCCAUGUGGGUUUUGCUUCAUAAUUUAUCAAACUCCUCAGGAGGCGCUAGCUGCGCUGAAGUACUUAUCGAAGACCAAGCUAGACGACCGAGAGAUUACUAUUGAUUUGGAUCCCGGUUUUGAAGAAGGCCGUCAAUUUGGCAGGGGUAAAAAUGGAGGGCAAGUAAGUGAUGAGUUGAGGUUUGAGUAUGAUGCUUCUAGAGGAGGGUUUUAUGUUCCUUUGGAAAACAGGAUUGGUACAGUGAAUAACUUUGGAGCAAGGCGUAUUCGUGAACCAAAUAAGGGACACUAUCAUCAUGUUCAUCACCAUCACCACCAUCACCACCAUCAACACCAUCAACAGCACCAGCAGCAUCAACAACAACACCAAACAGCAGCGGUAGCGGUAGCCGUGCCAGCUAAGGUGAAUCCAAUGGAAGUAGAGGAAGAGUUAGAUAGUUAUAUUCCAGGUCAAUGA